GAAGAGGAAGAAAAAGUAGGGGGGGUACAGUGACGUCACGAUCGGCGUGCUCCAGUGCUUCGUCCUUUCCAGCUAACCUUCACUGACGUCGAUUGUCCGAGUGGAUGUACGUAUCCAUUUUGCAGCCACGGAGAGAAUAAUUUCGUCAAAGAUGGCUUCGAGGGCGACGUCGAGGAGGAUCCCCGAGUCGGAGCCGCGUAUAGACUACGUGCAAUGCGACGGGCUGGUGGUGAUGAAGAUGGUGAAGCACUGCCACGAAGAGUCCUCCGGCAACAUGGAGGUCGCCCAGGGCGCUCUCCUCGGCCUGGUCGUGCAGAACCGUCUGGAGAUCACCAACUGUUUUCCAUUUCCCAAAAACGACGAGAUUAUGGACGAGGAGGAGUACCAGCUCGCCAUGAUGCGUAGACUGAGAUGGGUGAACGUCGAUCACUUCCACGUCGGUUGGUACCAGAGCGCGGACGUCGGCAAUUUCCUGAAUCUGUCCCUGCUGGAGUCGCAGUACCACUACCAGACCUCCAUUGAGGAGUCGGUCGUGCUUAUUUACGACACCGCCAAGUCCGCCAGAGGCUUCCUGACGCUUAAGGCGUACCGGCUCACUCCUCAGGCGAUACAGAUGUACAAGGAGAACGAGUUCACUCCAGAAGCCUUGCGCACCCUGAAAAUUGGAUACGAGAGUCUCUUCGUCGAGAUCCCGGUAGUCAUAAAGAACAGUAAUCUGACAAACAUAAUGAUGUCGGAAUUGGACGAGAUGAUUCCUGAGGAACAGGGCACGAAGUACCUAGAUCUCGGGACAGCCACGGUCCUGGAGAAUCAAUUGAGGUGUUUAAUGGACCGAGUGGACGAACUGAAUCAGGAAGCGAUGAAGUUUAACAGAUAUCAACAGCUGGUGGUCCGACAGCAGCAAGACAAGAAUAGGCUGCUGGCCAAGAGAGCCCAGGAAAACGCCGCCAGGGCUGCUAAGGACGAGCCGCCGCUACCCGACGACGAUAUUAAUAAACUGAUGAGACCUCUACCGGUCCCGCCGAGGCUGAAUCCGAUGAUCGUUGCUGGACAAAUCAACACGUACAGCGAACACAUCUCGCAAUUCUGUGCUCAGAGCUUAGCGAAGUUGUAUAUCACUCAAAGUCUGCAAAACGCUAAAGAUUCGAAAUCUUCCCACUGAUCGGACUACUGUGUUACGAAUAUUUAUAACAUUCGAAGAAGCGACCGUGAAAAUAAAUGAAAAGACGUACAGUUUGUCAAAAACUUCCGUUUAUUAUACUUUUUAGAUUGAGUAUUAUCUAUUAAUAAAAAGAAACAAUACGCUAUGGUAAACU
Messenger RNA from Vollenhovia emeryi, 1316 nucleotides. RefSeq names its product eukaryotic translation initiation factor 3 subunit H (gene eIF3h). Bases 152 to 1162 code for a protein of 336 amino acids. Gene Ontology annotation, molecular function: translation initiation factor activity; metallopeptidase activity; protein binding. Gene Ontology annotation, cellular component: cytosol; eukaryotic 43S preinitiation complex; eukaryotic translation initiation factor 3 complex. The record is from RefSeq and is a predicted model, not a curated record. The transcript has 2 exons. Lineage: Eukaryota; Metazoa; Arthropoda; Insecta; Hymenoptera; Formicidae.